AUGACUAGUGCUUUCAAGUACUAUCCUGAAACAAUGGGUAGUUCUAAUGGGUACCCAAUAAACUUGCCUUUCCCAAAAGGUUCGGCUGUUUCGGUAGCUAACGCCGCUAGACAACCACCAAAAUAUCUAGGUCAUGUUCCCUCCCAAUCGGUUCACACUCAGUUACCAUCCAUGGCUUCUUUAGGUUAUUUCAACCACUCUAGCUCUACUUACUUCCCUCCUCCUGCACAGCUUCCACAUCAGCAGCAACCACCUAUCCUCCCCCCUCCGGGCUUAAUGUACACUAGUAAUAAUAACAACAAUAUUAUUCCUUCUUCGGUCCAAAUGAUCACUGAUGGACAAAAACAACAACAACAACAACAAUCUAACCAAGUGAAUGGGGGCGUUAGUGAGAACUUGGAUUACGAUAUACCUAUGAUGUCAAAAUUUAUCAUGGAAAACGCCUUUGUUGCCUUCAACGCUAACUAUAGCACGGAUGAUCAGACCACGGAUUUAUUUUUCAAAGGAAUUUCUUCUGUAUUAAACGCAACGAGGUUACCUUCUGCUACUAUUUUUUUGGCCAUUGAUUAUCUUUUCAAAUAUAUCAAUAGAUUGACCAAUGGGAUACAUUCAAUUGGUGGAAAUUCAAUUAAUAUUAUUUAUCAAAAUACUAUGAUUGCGUUCAUAUUGGCAAACAAGUUCAACGAUGACAAAACUUUUACCAAUAGCUCAUGGUCACAGGCAACGGGAAUAUUGAUUAAUAUUAUCAAUGAUUUUGAGAAACAAUGGUUGAGAAUAUUCAAUUGGGAAUUAUAUGAUAGUGAUUUUCUUUAUUACGAGUUUGUUAAGAAUUUUGAGAUCUUCCAGCAAAAUCAAUUUAAACCUGCUACAGCGAUUCCAACUUUAUUGUCGCCUAUUAUCAACGUUAGUAAUGCAGGAACCUCAAAUUUCAACUUAAAACCCACUUCCACAAACAAUCCUUUGUCUCCGGUUUCCAAUUAUGAGACACCCAUGCUGAUGCCGAAUAACAUGUUUUCAUCGCCCUCACAUCAAAGUAAUUCAAGGUCAGAUUUUUCUAGUAUGAAUAGUUACUAUAACUAUUACAACUAUAAUCAGCCAAGAGUUAAUCAUUAUCAACAAUAUCCCAACAUAUAUUCUUCACCAAUUUCAGAAACUCAGUUUGAUUACGACUUUUAUAAUUUCGGUAAUCAACAGCAACAGCAACAGCAACCGCAACAGCAACAACAACCCUCAUUUUUACCUGCUGCUCCACAAUUACCUCCUCCUCACGUUCACCAAUCUUAUGGCCAUCAUCUUGGUUGGAAGUCAAUGGAUGACUCCGUGAAUCAUUCUAGGUUCGAACGAAACUACUUUCCGUAUUCGGCAGUAUAUUAA
Molecule: messenger RNA, 1374 nt
Organism: Saccharomyces mikatae IFO 1815
Lineage: Eukaryota; Fungi; Ascomycota; Saccharomycetes; Saccharomycetales; Saccharomycetaceae
Gene: CLG1
Product: Clg1p
Exons: 1
Coding region: 1-1374 (457 amino acids)
Biological process (GO): regulation of cyclin-dependent protein serine/threonine kinase activity
Molecular function (GO): protein kinase binding
Source: RefSeq, a predicted model, not a curated record